AGUUGCUCUACGGCGAUGCUAUGCGCUGCCAUCAUGACAGACCACUGGGAGCAGGUGGGAUGGGAGCGCGCAGCGCUGGCCGCCUUCGCCAACACCUCCAACACAGCGCUGCAAUGGUUACUUGACGAAAAGGUCGUUAAGAUCGAGGAUACAGGCAGCAGAAAAGGCGGGGGGACAUUUUUAGUACCUAUGAAUGGUGGUAUUUGGACCAUGUGCGUGUCAUUAGAAGAGGAGGAGAUAACGAUACUGUCCAGGGUUGGGUUUCCCAAACAACCUUUAUGCACAAAUUAUUUAGCUAAUAGUGAUGAAGAAGAGCCAAGAGCCGAUUGGCAACACCGCAUGCAAAAUUUGUCAAUAUCAUGCGCGCUGGUGUGCCUGAUAGUUCUUGGUAGCGCGGCGCUGGUCGGCGCUUUCGGAAUCUGCAAGCAUCAAAUCAGCGCCGUCCUUAUUACAGGGGUUAUGUAUUUAUUAGCAGGUCUAUUCGCGAUGUUCACGUUAAUGAUCAUCCACUUCAAACGUGUCCAGCGUGUGUCCGCACGCGGCGGACACGUGGACGACACAGGGGACGGCGUGGUGGGACCCCAAGCGGCCGCGCUCCCACUCCUCUCCGCACGACAGUUCUCCACCUCCUGGUCUUUAGAACUCGGCUGGGGCGGAGUAGCACUGGCCACUACGACAUCCCUCCUAUGGAUAUUACUCUCUAAAAUCAUGAGAUACAACCCUAUAUCUACUAUGUUGCUUUAA
This is a messenger RNA of Diatraea saccharalis (sugarcane borer), 744 nucleotides long. The record is from the annotation of a GenBank genome assembly. Lineage: Eukaryota; Metazoa; Arthropoda; Insecta; Lepidoptera; Crambidae.